CAAAAAGAAAAAGAAAAAGACAUCCUCUUGUGGCGGUGGAUCCGGAUCCACCUGACCCGGCCCCCUCUUCCCUCCUCCAAUUUCUCUCUCUUUCCCUUGUUUGCUGUGAGCAGCGCUCCUCCUCUGUCGCUCUCUCUAUAUUUUCGUCGUCUGUCUGUCUGUCUGUCUGUCUGCCCACUGUGCGAGAUCGCAUCAUCGGGGCAAUGGAUGCUGCCGACGCCGAUGAUGCCAGAACUACCAAUCAGCCCGAGGACGCAGACAGGGUCUACUUGGUACCGUACGGAUGGUGGAGAGAGGCGCAAGAACCGCUGCCUUCGCAGCAGCAAGAAGAGGGCACCGCUCCCGUUGGCGAUGUUGCCAGAGGCAUCCCAUACAGCGCGUCCCCAGCUCCAUCUCCCUACGGUGGUCCAAUGAAGCUGAUCAACAACAUUUUCAACUCCGAUCUCAUUUUCAACCUCUGUAGGAAUGAUGAUUUGGCUCAGGAUGCCGGGGAGGGAGUUUCUGGACGGACCUAUGCUCUCAUUCCCCCAGAUAUGUGGGCCCAAACCAUCGGAUGGCACAAUAAUUCUUGUUUGACACUGAAAAGCUCUGGCAAUCUGUCUUACAUGGAAGAGCCCACAGUCAAGGUUUUUCCUCUGAUGCUACGAAUUUCUGUUAUUCGAGAUUCAAACACAAUGACCGUAAAGAUUAGCAAAAAGGACAAUGCGAUUGAAAAUUAUAAAAAGGCAUGCAAGAUUUUCAAUGUUGAUUUUGAACCGGUCCAUGUAUGGGACUUUUCUGGGCAGACAAAUCUUAUUUUUAUGAACGAAUGGAAUAGAAUACCUCAAGAUUGUCAACGGCAGCCAGAUCAAGAGAUCCUUCUGGAGUUACAAGUUAGUCUACUAUUGGACUCUGUAAAUUGUAGAGGUGACAGCAAAAAAGAUGACUUGUCACUGCAGCAGUCACACAUUACAAAUCCUUCUUAUUGUGGUUCACUUGUGGGAAACGGCAUUCUUGGAAACAUGAGCUCUGAUUCUUAUACUAAUGGAGGCUCGAAAGGUGUUGGUAACCUCGGGUUGACUGGUCUAGAGAAUCUUGGAAAUACAUGUUUCAUGAACAGUGCCAUCCAAUGCUUGGCACAUAUGCCAAAGCUUGUGGACUAUUUUCUUGGGGACUACAUGAGGGAAAUAAAUCAUCACAACCCACUGGGCAUGGAUGGUGAAAUUGCUCUAGCAUUUGGAGAUCUGUUGAGGAAGCUAUGGUCUCCUGAUAGAACACCUGUUUCUCCACGCUUUUUCAAGGCAAAACUUGCUCGUUUUGCUCCUCAGUUUAGUGGGUUUAACCAACAUGACUCUCAAGAAUUUCUUGCUUUUCUUUUAGAUGGGCUUCACGAAGAUCUUAAUCGUGUCAAAUGUAAGCCAUACUUUGAAGCUAAGGACGCAUGUGGUCGUCCAGAUGAAGAAGUAGCUGACGAGUAUUGGAAGAAUCAUUUGGCUCGUAAUGACUCUAUUAUAGUUGAUAUUUGCCAGGGUCAGUACAGGUCCACAUUAGUUUGUCCUGUUUGUAAUAAGGUGUCGGUUACAUUUGAUCCAUUUAUGUACUUAUCCCUUCCCCUGCCAUCAACUACAAUGCGGUCAAUGACUGUAACAGUCUUUAGUACUGAUGGAAGUCUCAGGCCAACUUCUUAUACUGUAAAUGUACCUAAGCACGGAAAAAGCAAGGAUCUUAUUCAGGCUUUAAGCAAUGUGUGUUCAUUGAAGGAUGAUGAAAGCCUAUUGGUUGCUGAGGUAUACAGUAAUUGCAUCCUUCGCUACCUGGAGGAUCCUUCAGAUUCACUCUCCCUUAUCAGAGAUGGAGAUCGACUUGUUGCUUACCGGCUAUCAAAAGAUCUUGAGAAACUCCCCCUCGUAGUGUUUAUGCACCAGCGCAUGGAAGAGCAGGGCAUUCAUAAUAAAAUGCUUGGACAAUGGAAAGCAUUUGGUGUCCCACUGAUUGCACGGAUACCAACCACUGGCAGCGGAACCACAAUUCGCAGUCUCUUUUUCAAGUUGUUAAAUCCAUUUGUUCUGCCAAAGGAUAAAGAGGAUGGCAAUCUUUGUGAUGGAGCUAGUGAAACGGACUUAAGUUCCAAUAUUCCAGAUUGUGAAGCUACAAUUAAUGAUUCAUUAACUGGAAAACUUGUUGAAGAUGCACUACAGUUUCAUGUUACAGAUGUGAAGGGCCAAACAACCCAUGCUAAAAUAGAGUUGAAUGAACCAGUUUCUUUAACAGGGUAUCAGAAACAGUUACAUGUGCUUGUAUCUUGGCAAGAUACAGCACUAUCAAAUUAUGAUGUAUGCCUUCUUAGUUCCUUACCAGAAAUCUAUAAGUGUUCUUUAUUUUCAAAAAGGCCUCAAGAUUCCGCUUCUCUCUAUGCAUGCCUAGAAGCAUUUCUAAGAGAAGAACCACUAGGACCAGAAGACAUGUGGUAUUGCCCAAGCUGCAAAAAGCAUCAGCAAGCAAGCAAGAAAUUAGACCUGUGGAGGCUGCCAGAAGUUCUUGUGAUUCAUCUGAAAAGAUUUUCAUACAGCCGUUUCAUGAAAAACAAGCUGGAGACUUUUGUUGAUUUCCCUAUUCAUAACCUGGACUUGUCAAACUAUAUAGCUCACAAGUCUGAUCAAGCCUAUCCUUAUUCGCUUUAUGCUGUUAGCAACCAUUACGGGAAUAUGGGAGGUGGGCACUAUACAGCAUACGUUUAUCAUGAGGGGCAGGAUUGUUGGUAUGACUUUGAUGACCGCCAUGUUGCUUCAAUGACCGAGGACAGCAUUCAGACAUCAGCUGCGUAUGUUCUUUUCUAUCGGAGAGUUCAAACUAAAAAUCUGGACAAGCAAGUCAUUUCAUGACUAACAGUUUCUAACUAAAGCCAAAUCCGCUGGAGAAUUUUGGACGAGAACUUUCUUAUAGCCUUAACCCACUCACUUGAAAUGACCAACCAUAUUUGAUAAGAACGUACUGACUUGGAAAGUGUGUUUGCUCACCAAGGAUUUUGGAAUUUGAGUUGACAGCAGCGCGGGAGGACUUUACUGUAACAUAGCAUGUUUGCGCUUGGGAAACUAUUCUUUUAAACAUAUUUCCCAGCAUGUGGCACUUUUUUCCCCCUUGGCCUUUGUGUACUUUGAAGGAAAAAAGAAAUACCAUUCAGACACAAGGCCUGCUGCAGGGGAUGGGGUGUGGUGGGCGAGGCAGUGUUUGUUGUUUAGAUUGCUAUAGGUUAUUUUCAUUUUCCCCUACUAUUGAUGGUGGUCGAGGGAGUUGUGACUCUCUCAUUAUAUUUUUGGUGGUUGUAUUGGAUAUGUGUUCCUUUGAUUAGUUUGUAGCCAUUGUAUUGUUGCCGCCAUUGGGUAUCAUUUCUUUGAUUAAUUUCACAAUCAAUCGGUUGUUUGAGUUAAAGAAAUUUUGGCAAUGUGGUUUUAUCCAUUUUUUAUUAAUUCACAA
This is a messenger RNA of Dioscorea cayenensis subsp. rotundata (Guinea yam), 3453 nucleotides long. RefSeq names its product ubiquitin carboxyl-terminal hydrolase 8. Gene Ontology annotation, molecular function: cysteine-type deubiquitinase activity. Gene Ontology annotation, biological process: protein deubiquitination. Lineage: Eukaryota; Viridiplantae; Streptophyta; Magnoliopsida; Dioscoreales; Dioscoreaceae. The transcript has 13 exons. Bases 204 to 2861 code for a protein of 885 amino acids. The record is from RefSeq and is a predicted model, not a curated record.